Messenger RNA from Arabidopsis thaliana (thale cress), 4193 nucleotides. Its product is annotated as C2 calcium/lipid-binding and GRAM domain containing protein. The transcript has 7 exons. Gene Ontology annotation, cellular component: membrane. The record is from RefSeq and is marked reviewed. NCBI's taxonomy places the organism in Eukaryota, Viridiplantae, Streptophyta, Magnoliopsida, Brassicales, Brassicaceae. The coding region runs from base 419 to 2836 and encodes 805 amino acids.
AUAGAACUACACUUAUGAAAGUUCCGCGUAUGAAAAGUCAAAAAAGACAUUAACGUUGACCAAACAAAAAAAAGAAAGAAGAGGAAGACAUUAACGAAGACUUCGUCGCCGACGACUUUCUGGAUUUAUCGUUGUUGUUGUUAAUGUUUACCUCUUCCGAUUUGAAGCAAAUUAGGGUUUAUUUCCAUCCAAAAUCUCCUUUUCUCAUGCUCAAUGAUCAAUUUCCCCCCAUUUCAAAGUUAUCUCUCUCAUCUCCAAUUUUGAAUUUUCUCCCGAUUUGUCUGGCUUUCUCCAUUGCUGAUUUUUCAAAGUUUUCUUCUCCAUUCGUCGUAUUUCUGGGACCGUUCUUCCCUAUACUCGCCAUCGUCAAUUCGACUUUGUGAGUCUCCCUCUGCGGGAGUUCAUCAGCGUCGGCGAGAUGAAGCUUCAGGUCCGAGUCGUGGAAGCGAGGAAUCUACCGGCUAUGGAUCUCAAUGGGUUUAGCGACCCUUACGUUAGAUUGCAGCUGGGAAAGCAAAGGUCACGGACCAAAGUAGUGAAGAAGAACUUGAACCCCAAAUGGACUGAAGAUUUCAGUUUUGGCGUCGACGAUUUGAACGACGAACUCGUCGUCUCUGUUCUUGAUGAAGAUAAAUACUUCAACGAUGACUUCGUUGGGCAGGUUAGAGUUUCUGUUUCCCUUGUUUUCGAUGCAGAGAAUCAAUCUCUUGGCACUGUUUGGUAUCCUCUUAAUCCAAAGAAGAAAGGUUCCAAAAAGGAUUGUGGUGAGAUACUUUUGAAGAUAUGUUUCAGUCAGAAGAACUCGGUUCUUGAUUUGACUUCUAGUGGGGAUCAAACCUCUGCUUCGAGGAGUCCUGACUUGAGACUAGAAUCACCUAUUGAUCCCUCUACUUGUGCCUCUCCUUCUAGAUCAGAUGAUGCUUCAUCUAUCCCCCAGACAACCUUUGCGGGUCGAUUCACUCAGAUUUUUCAGAAGAAUGCUAUCACCGCUACACCUACACAAUCCAGUAGUAGGAGCAUUGAUGCAUCUGACCUAUCUGAGAUCUCCAAACCUGUCUUUUCCCUUGAGCUGUCUGAAGAUGAAUCAUCUUCUACUUCCUUUGAGGAAUUAUUGAAGGCAAUGGAGUCGAAAGAUCAGGGUAGUGAACCUCCUAGUAAUCUAUCAGGAGGUGUCGUUGUGGACCAGUUAUUUAUGAUUUCCCCAUCAGAUCUUAACAUUGUGCUUUUCGCAUCGGAUUCAAGUUUCUAUGCAUCAUUGACUGAACUGCAAGGGACCACGGAAGUUCAAAUUGGACCAUGGAAAGCAGAAAAUGAUGGCGAGAGUGUUAAGCGUGUUGUAAGUUACCUCAAGGCUGCAACCAAACUUAUUAAGGCUGUCAAAGGCACAGAGGAGCAGACAUAUCUCAAAGCGGACGGAGAGGUUUACGCAGUUUUAGCAAGUGUUGCCACUCCAGAUGUCCCAUUCGGAGGUACCUUCAAAGUUGAAGUGCUUUACUGCAUCUCUCCUGGGCCUGAGCUGCCAUCUGGUGAGCAGUGUUCACGUUUGGUAGUUUCAUGGAGAUUGAAUUUUCUUCAGAGCACCAUGAUGAGAGGUAUGAUAGAGAAUGGAGCUCGACAAGGUCUAAAAGACAACUUCGAACAGUAUGCCAAUUUGUUGGCUCAAAGUGUAAAGCCUGUAGAUUCUAAGGAUAUUGGGCUGAACAAGGAGCAAGCUCUCUCUUCCUUGCAAGCUGAGCCUCAAUCAGACUGGAAAUUGGCUGUACAGUAUUUUGCCAAUUUCACCGUGUUAUCCACUUUCUUGAUUGGUAUUUAUGUAUUUGUCCACAUUGUGUUUGCCAUACCCAGUGCAAUCCAAGGGCUUGAGUUUAAUGGCCUUGAUUUACCGGAUUCAAUUGGGGAGUUUGUUGUUAGUGGGGUUCUCGUUCUUCAAUGUGAAAGAGUAUUGCAACUGAUUUCCCGUUUCAUGCAGGCAAGAAAACAGAAAGGCAGUGAUCAUGGCAUCAAAGCGCAUGGAGAUGGUUGGUUGCUAACUGUUGCUCUAAUUGAGGGGGUCGAUCUAGCAGCUGUAGAUCCAAGCGGGCAUUGUGAUCCGUAUAUUGUAUUUACUUCCAAUGGGAAGACAAGAACCAGCUCCAUCAAGUUCCAGAAAUCUAAUCCUCAGUGGAACGAAAUAUUUGAAUUCGAUGCAAUGGCUGAUCCUCCUUCUGUACUGAAUGUUGAAGUUUUUGAUUUCGAUGGACCUUUUGACGAGGCUGUUUCAUUGGGGCAUGCUGAAGUCAACUUUGUGAGAUCUAAUAUAUCUGAUUUAGCGGAUGUUUGGGUUCCACUUCAAGGGAAACUAGCUCAGGCUUGUCAAUCCAAACUUCACUUGAGGAUUUUCUUGGAUCAUACAGGAGGUGGAGAUGUUGUCAGAGACUAUUUAAAUAAGAUGGAGAAAGAGGUGGGCAAGAAGAUUAAUGUGCGGUCUCCUCAAACAAAUUCAGCUUUUCAGAAGCUCUUUGGUCUCCCACAAGAAGAAUUUCUAAUCAAUGACUUUACAUGUCACUUAAAGCGGAAAAUGCCUUUGCAGGGUCGUCUUUUCCUGUCUGCAAGAAUUGUUGGCUUUUAUGCAAGCAUUUUUGGUAACAAAACAAAAUUCUUUUUCCUGUGGGAAGAUAUAGAGGAAAUUCAAGUGCUUCCUCCCACUCUUGCCUCAAUGGGGAGUCCCAUUGUCGUCAUGACUCUCAGACCAAAUAGAGGACUGGACGCGAGGAUAGGUGCAAAGACACAUGAUGAGGAAGGCAGGCUUAAGUUCCAUUUCCACUCAUUUGUGUCUUUCAAUGUGGCACAAAAGUAAGUGAUGAGUCUUUCCAAUGUUUUAUUUGCUAUUUGUGUGCUUGCUCCUAUCAACGUCCUACUAAGAAUUUAUGUACCCCAAUCAAUAUUGCUUAGUUUAAUUUGGAUAUGCCAUUUUCUCAUCUGAAUCUGAAAAUUGGUUCAUUCCUGUAGUAUCAACUGCUUUUGUUAGAUGAAUUUAGACUUGGAUGCCUCUUGACUAACUAUCAAGAGUUACAUACACCCUUAGUAGAAAUGAACAUUUGUUACGAUAAUAUCUAUAUAGACUUUUUGUACUUGUUUUUGCGUUUAUAGGACAAUAAUGGCUCUGUGGAAAGCAAAAUCUUUGACUCCAGAGCAGAAAGUGCAAGCUGUUGAAGAGGAAUCAGAGCAGAAACUCCAAAGUGAAGAGAGUGGUCUGUUCUUGGGUGUUGAUGAUGUGCGAUUCUCUGAGGUUUUCUCUUUGACUCUCCCUGUCCCGGUAAGUUUCUUUAUGGAGUUGUUUGGUGGAGGUGAAGUGGAUCGUAAGGCUAUGGAGAGAGCGGGUUGCCAGAGCUAUUCAUGCAGUCCAUGGGAGUCAGAGAAGGAUGAUGUGUAUGAGAGGCAGACAUACUACAGAGAUAAGCGGAUAUCACGUUACAGAGGAGAAGUAACAAGUACACAGCAAAAGUCCCUAGUGCCAGAGAAGAAUGGGUGGCUUGUCGAAGAGGUCAUGACCCUCCAUGGAGUUCCACUGGGUGACUAUUUUAAUCUCCAUCUAAGAUACCAAAUGGAAGAAUCAACUUCAAAACCAAAGACGACAUAUGUGCGAGUAUACUUUGGGAUUGAAUGGCUAAAGAGCACUAGACAUCAGAAAAGGGUGACGAAAAACAUCCUAGUAAAUCUGCAAGAUCGUCUGAAGAUGACAUUUGGAUUCUUGGAAAAGGAAUAUAGCAGCAGACAACAGCAACAACAAGUAACAUAAUAUACAUACAUACAUAGCCUUUGGUCUAAAAAUGGAGGGCUCGAAGCAACUCGUUCCAGCUUGAAAAACGGAGGUUUGCUCUUGUAUGUAUGCACACAAGUAGUCAUGUGAAGACGAGAGAGUGUGAAUGGAGGUUUGCUCUGCUAGUGCAACUUUGUUGAUUCUUUAUUUUUAUCUGCAUUCACUGCUUCUUUAUUGUAUGAUUUGUCUGUAGUGAAAGGAGCAGAGUUUUGUGAUUAUGUUAAUAUGCUCUGCUACUGCCUAAAACUCUUAUAGAAACUGAUGAUGCUCUCUAGCAUUCUUAUAAAAUUGCUAGAUGAGAGACAUUGGUUUUGUUGAUGAAAGAAACUACUUGUUUUAGAUUUAUUUCUAAAUGUUUUUCUUCAUUUAUCAUGAACAACACCAUAAAUUGACA